This is a messenger RNA of Plasmodium gonderi, 951 nucleotides long. Its product is annotated as variable surface protein. NCBI's taxonomy places the organism in Eukaryota, Apicomplexa, Aconoidasida, Haemosporida, Plasmodiidae. Bases 1 to 951 code for a protein of 316 amino acids. The transcript has 3 exons. The record is from RefSeq and is a predicted model, not a curated record.
AUGGGUACGAGCCAAGGAUGGAAAGCUGAAUUUUCUAUUAAGGAUAUAUUUACCACAUGUCGGGAUUUUUAUCAUAAUUAUGCUUACUUUAUAGCCACAUAUAGAGAAAUAAACAAGAAUAUAGGUAAUGUUUGCAAUAGAAUUCGUGAUAAAUAUGGUCGUAAUCAUGAUGGGAAUAAUUCUUUUUUUGGGCCUUGCACGAAACUUGCUUAUUAUUUGCACAGAAUAAAACCCAUAAAAGAAAAUGAGAGAAUACAUUAUUGUAAUUUUUUUAUGUAUGAACUAAAUCUUGAAGUAAAGAAUAAAGUUAAAACGGAAUAUAGUAUUGAUACGGUUCACGAUGCAUUGGUAAAAGAAUAUCAAGGUGUAGGAGUAGAUGUACGUGAUGUAUGUAAAGGAUAUGUAUCAAAAAUGGAUGAUGAUGUAAUUGAUAUUUUUACAAAGUUUCAUGAUUUAUAUUUUAAUUUUAAAUAUUUAAAAAUAAAUUAUAAUAAUAGACUUAGAAUAGAUGAAUACGUUAAUAAAUGUGUAAACAUAUAUGAGGAAAUUAUUAGAAAAGAAAAAAAAGCAUAUAACAAUUUUGUUCAGAAAGAACUGGAUAUAUUUAAGCGUGAAUUCCAUAAAUACAAGCAAAAAAAUCCUUUCAAAUGUGACGAUAAAUUAAUGAAUCAUUCCUUGAUAAUACCACCAGUAAACGAAUCCUAUGCAUUGAUAGGAGAUAUUGAUUCUCCAGUGACGUGGACAAGCACGGGUGUUUUAUUUUUUGCAAUAUUAAUAAUUAUAUUCAUCUAUACUGCUUAUGGUUCAUACCUACGACCAGGGAAAAGAAAGUUAAAAUAUAUGUGGAAUAGGAAAAAUAAAAAACAUUACGAAUUAAUGAAUUUAUUUGAAGAGUCACAAAAAAAUAUAAUUCAAAAUAAACACAAUAUAUUAUAUAACUCAGUAGACUAG